CCGCGCCCAGGUCCCGCCCACCGAGCGGAUCAAGUUUGAAUGAACAACAGCAGCCUGGCUCCGGAGGAAGCUAGUUUUUUAUAAUUUGCGGGUAAUUGUUUAAAAAAAAUAAGUGUGAGUAUCGCAUCGCGGGGCGCGCGCGGACCGAGGAUGGACAUGAAGAAGAGGAUUCACCUGGAGCUGCGGAACCGCACUCCGUCAGAUGUCAAAGAACUUGUGCUAGACAACUGUCGCUCGAACGAAGGCAAGAUCGAGGGUCUAACAGACGAGUUUGAGGAGCUGGAGUUUCUAAGCACAAUCAAUGUCGGACUGACGACAGUCGCCCACUUGCCAAAGCUAAAGAAACUCAAAAAGCUGGAACUCAGUGACAACAGGAUCUCAGGAGGGUUGGAAGUUCUGGCAGACAAGUGCCCCAACCUCACACAUCUCAACCUCAGUGGCAACAAGAUUAAAGACCUCAGCACGAUAGAACCAUUGAAAGAACUGGGGACCCUGAAGAGCCUUGAUUUGUUUAACUGUGAAGUGACAAACUUGAACGAAUACAGAGACAACGUGUUCAAGCUACUACCACAGCUCACGUACCUGGACGGGUACGACAAAGACGACAAAGAGGCACCGGAUUCUGACGCCGAGGUUUACGCAGAGUGCUUGGACGAUGACGAUGAUGAUGAAGAUGAUGUAGAUGAGGAGGAUUACGAUGAAGAUGCAGCGCCAGGAGAGGAGGAGGAGGAAGAGGGAGAGGAAGAUGAAGAGGAGAACGAAGAAGAGGACGACGAUGACCUCAGCGGAGAGGAGGAAGAGGAAGAAGAUGUGAACGACAAAGAGGUUGACGAUGAGGAUGAGGAGGAAGAAGAGCGAGGUCAGAAGAGGAAACGGGAACUGGAUGAAGAAGGGGAGGAGGACGAAGACGAUUGAGAGUCCUUAUGAAGCUAAGUUGUGAAUUGUUUUAAACUUGUAUCUCCCAGUCACUUCCCAACAACCCCAUGUAUUUUAUCCCUCCCCCAGUUUCAUAUUGCAGUAGGAGUGGUUUCUUGUUAUUGGCCAGUCAGGUAGACGGGGGUUGUCUGGAGAAAUAAGUCAAAAACUUCUGUACCUUCGAUGCUCCCGUGUUCCAGUCUUUACUGUCCACUUUUGACUGCUUUGUGGACGCCCAAUUUUGUAAUAUCAAAAUCAAUAGCGAAGAUAAACUUUUUAAAGAAUUGUUUUUUGUUUUCUCACUGUGUGUAAGGCAAGUUUUCUGAUGACUUGUGUAUUUUAAACUCCCCGUUCAAAAGUAAAAACCCCCAAAAUGAAA
This is a messenger RNA of Scophthalmus maximus (turbot), 1294 nucleotides long. RefSeq names its product acidic (leucine-rich) nuclear phosphoprotein 32 family, member A (gene anp32a). Gene Ontology annotation, molecular function: histone binding. Bases 151 to 915 code for a protein of 254 amino acids. Lineage: Eukaryota; Metazoa; Chordata; Actinopteri; Pleuronectiformes; Scophthalmidae. The transcript is spliced from 7 exons. The record is from RefSeq and is a predicted model, not a curated record. Gene Ontology annotation, cellular component: nucleus. Gene Ontology annotation, biological process: regulation of apoptotic process.